Molecule: messenger RNA, 1051 nt
Organism: Notolabrus celidotus (New Zealand spotty)
Lineage: Eukaryota; Metazoa; Chordata; Actinopteri; Labriformes; Labridae
Product: transmembrane protein 121
Exons: 1
Coding region: 101-1051 (316 amino acids)
Source: RefSeq, a predicted model, not a curated record
AAGUGAUGGAGGGGAGCACCGUCUGAUCUGACCCACCUUCUGCAGCCCCUCUUCAACAGCACUCCUCCUCCUCCUCCUCCUCCUCCUCCUCCAGGCAAGGAUGGUACCUCCACCCCCCACCAACAAGCCCCACGUGUGCCUCUCCACCAUCCUCAUCAUGAGCAGCAUGGCGCUGAUCGAUGCCUACCUGGUGGAGCAGAACCACGGCCCUCGCAAGAUCGGCAUCUGCAUCAUGGUCAUGGUGGGGGACAUCUGCUUCCUCAUCGUCCUGCGCUACGUGGCCGUGUGGGUGGGCGCCGAGGUGCGCACGGCCAAGCGAGGCUACGCCAUGAUCCUGUGGUUCCUGUACAUCUUCGUGCUGGAGAUCAAAGUCUACUUCGUGUAUCAGAACUACAAGGCGGACAGGAAGAGUCUGGACGCGCUCGCCAGGAAGGCGUUGACGUUGCUGCUGUCCAUCUGCAUCCCCGUGCUGUUCGUGGUGCUCGUAGCGAUCGACCACAUGGAGUACGUCCGAGCUUUUAAGAAGCGCGAGGAGAUACGGAACCGCCUCUUCUGGGUGGUGGUGGACCUGCUGGACAUUCUGGACAUCCAGGCCAACCUGUGGGAGCCUCAGAAGAAGGGUCUCCCUCUGUGGGCCGAGGGCCUGAUGUUCUUCUACUGCUACAUCCUCCUGUUGGUGCUCCCCUGCGUGUCGCUGAGCGAGAUCAGCAUGCAGGGCAUCAACAUCGUGCCCCACAAGAUGCUCCUGUACCCUAUCCUCAGCCUGGUCACCAUCAACAUCAUCACCCUCUUCAUCCGCGGGGGGAACAUGAUCCUGUACCGGGACAACCGGGUGUCUGGGAUCCUGAUAGGGAAGAACGUGCUGGCGAUAAUCUUAAAGACCUGCAGCUUCGUGCAGUACAGGAGACAGUUACAGAACGCGUCUCCUGCCUUCGGCGUGGAGCUGCAGAAGAACUCCGUGGCCCACGCUCGCCCCGCCCCCACCCCUCCUCAGGUGGUCAUGCAGGACCAGACCCCGCUUCCGGAGAUGACCACGUGUGAGCACACAUGA